Molecule: messenger RNA, 2783 nt
Organism: Drosophila grimshawi
Lineage: Eukaryota; Metazoa; Arthropoda; Insecta; Diptera; Drosophilidae
Product: glucose dehydrogenase [FAD, quinone]
Exons: 2
Coding region: 379-2424 (681 amino acids)
Molecular function (GO): flavin adenine dinucleotide binding; oxidoreductase activity, acting on CH-OH group of donors
Source: RefSeq, a predicted model, not a curated record
AAUCGAUAUACGAUCAAAAUAAAUAGCUGUUUUUUUUUAUUAUUGUUUUGCUUGGAUGAGCACAGGAUACGCCUAAGGCGACACCGCAACCCGCUGAGGCAAACGUGUGUGAUUUGUGCGCGCAGAAUUUCAACUAUUGCACCAGAGGACAAUUCAAGUGGAGGAGCCGAAGCAGAGCCACGCAGCGGUUCGGAUGGUCGCAGACGCAACGCCAUGCACAGGAGAAAGAAACGCUAGAGAGAGAGAUAGAGAGCGAGAGAGAGCGCGCGAAAGAGAUAGAGAGAGAUUUAUUAGAUAAUAUAAGAUAAACUCAAAGCCAAACAGCAACAACAACAAGUCGAGCGAUUCCAUUUAAAAGCAACGAGGAAGCCAAGGAAUAUGGUGUUAAAUCUGCUCUUUAUAACGACGGUGAUCAAGUCAACAUUUGGUGUGGUUACCACUGGACUGUGGCUAAUACCAUUGCUCCUGGCAGCGAUUACCUACUAUCGCUAUGAUGCCGUCGAUCCAGAGUCGCGACCCCUGGACCAGCUAAAUCUUUGGCCCGAAUAUGAUUUCAUAGUUGUGGGCAGUGGGUCGGCGGGUGCGGUGGUCGCCAAUCGACUGAGCGAGGUGCGCAAAUGGAAGGUGCUGCUCAUCGAGGCGGGCCCAGACGAAAACGAGAUAUCGGAUGUGCCCUCGCUGGCAGCCUAUCUGCAGCUAAGCAAACUCGAUUGGGCCUACAAGACGGAACCCUCGACCAAGGCCUGUCUGGGUAUGCAGAACAAUCGCUGCAAUUGGCCGCGCGGACGUGUCCUCGGAGGCUCCUCAGUGCUUAACUAUAUGCUGUAUGUGCGUGGUAAUCGACAUGAUUACGAUCACUGGGCAGAGCUGGGCAAUCCCGGCUGGGAUUACGAGCAGGUGUUGCGCUACUUUAAAAAAUCCGAGGAUAAUCGGAAUCCCUAUUUGGCCAAAAGCGCCUAUCAUGGACGGGGCGGACUGCUGACCGUGCAGGAGUCACCCUGGCAUACGCCAUUGGUUGCCGCUUUUGUGGAGGCGGGCACCCAGCUGGGCUACGACAAUCGGGACAUUAAUGGUGCCCAGCAGGCGGGCUUCAUGAUCGCCCAGGGCACCAUUAGACGCGGUUCGCGCUGCUCGACGGCCAAAGCAUUUCUACGCCCCAUACGACAGCGUGCAAACUUUCAUUUAUCAAUGAACUCCCAUGUGACGCGCAUCAUCAUCGAGCCGGGCACAAUGCGCGCCCAGGCCGUUGAGUUUGUGAAGAAUGGCAAGGUGUAUCGCAUUGCCGCACGGCGGGAGAUCGUAUUGUCGGCGGGUGCGAUCAAUACGCCGCAGCUGAUGAUGCUGUCAGGAUUGGGACCGCGCCAGCAUUUGGAAAAGCAUGGCAUACGGGUGCUGCAGGAUUUGCCCGUGGGCGAAAAUAUGCAGGAUCAUGUGGGCAUGGGAGGACUCACAUUUCUGGUCGACAAGCCGGUGGCCAUAGUGCAGGAUCGGUUCAAUCCAACGGCGGUGACCUUUCAGUAUGUGCUGCGCGAACGUGGACCGAUGACGAGUUUGGGCGGCGUUGAGGGUUUGGCCUUUGUUCAUACACCGUACUCAAAUCGCAGCAUCGACUGGCCCGACAUACAGUUUCACAUGGCACCCGCCUCGAUUAACUCUGAUAAUGGGGCACGCGUCAAGAAGGUGAUGGGCUUGAAGGAGUCUGUCUAUCAGGAAGUCUAUCAUCCCAUUGCGAAUAAGGAUAGCUGGACCAUAAUGCCUCUACUGCUGCGACCACGCUCCAGGGGCACUGUACGUUUGCGCUCCGCCAAUCCAUUUCAGUAUCCGUUGAUAAAUGCCAACUAUUUCGACGAUCCCAUUGACGCCAAGACGCUGGUGGAGGGCGCCAAGAUUGCGUUGCGCGUCGCCGAGGCGGAGGUCUUUAAGCAAUUUGGCAGUCGACUGUGGCGCAAACCAUUGCCCAACUGCAAACAGCACAAGUUUCUAUCGGACGCGUAUUUGGAAUGUCAAGUGCGCACCAUAUCUAUGACCAUCUAUCAUCCCUGCGGCACGGCCAAAAUGGGUCCCAGCUGGGAUGCCGAGGCCGUUGUCGAUCCCCGGCUACGCGUCUAUGGGGUGCGUGGCCUGAGGGUGAUCGAUGCUAGCAUUAUGCCAACGAUUAGCAGCGGCAACACAAAUGCCCCUGUCAUCAUGAUAGCCGAGAAAGGCGCCGAUCUCAUCAAGGAGGACUGGCUGAAGAAUCCAGAGUACAAGGUCAAACGUCAGGAUAGCUACAGUGAUAGCGAGACGGCAGCCAGCAGCAUCAACAGCAUCAACAGCAUCAACAUACACAGCAACAACAGCACGACCAACAACAGCACCACCAACAAUAGCAUCAACAAUUUGACGCUGAGAGCAACAGCUGCUGAUAUCAUGACAAGCAGCUAGCCAAGUUUGCUUGCUGUUGCCUGUUGUCCUAGGUUUUUUAUUUUGUCUUUUUUUUUUGUUUUUAUUUUUUGGCCACGUAUGCUCAGGGGGUCAACUAGCUUUAUAAUGACAGUCGAGCAUAUUGUGUUUUAGACUUGAAGGCAACUUCUUCAGUUGCCUUUAUUUUUGAGAUAUAGUCCCAGACAAAAGUUUGCCAUUGUUUCAAUUUAGUGUUAAGACAAAACAAACAAACAAACAACAAACAAAAAAAAAACAACAAAAGUUCGCUCACAUAACGCCAAGCGACGCAACAAUCACUUUCUCAUAUCUCUCUCACAUAAAUAUGUAUAUGAAAAUGAUGUAAUGGCAAAAUGCAUGAU